GCUCGCCUUGUAAAAAUCAGCGCUAAAGCGUGAAGAUGGUUUUUGUUGCGUUGGCUUCCCCUCUCUUCAUGGGACGGCAGUUGACCGUGGUCGCCUCGACUUUACACUCUGGGCUGCGGUUCUCGGUACGGGGCCUGAAGGGUCAGAGAGUAACAUCCGGGCUCCGCAGCCUGGAAAAAUCUUGUUCUCUGGAAGCUGAAAUCGCCGAGAUGGUCAUAAACGCAGAGCAGGAUUCGCUCUCAGAUCGAAGCUUCAUUGUCUGCCCCCAAUUAGCGCACAAAGUGGCCUCCCAGGUGACGAGGGGGAUAAAUUUUGAGGAGUCCAGAACCUUUCUCAUGGAAUUUGACGCAGGUCCUGGAGUGUUGACUCGAAAGCUGCUUAAUACUGGAGCCCAUGUUAUAGCUCUAGAGAAUAAUAAAUCCUUUCUUCCUAACUUAGAGUCUCUACAGAAAGAAUUUGAAAGCCAAUUGGACGUAGUGCAUUCCAGCUUCAUAAAAUUGGAUGGUAAUCCACAUGCAUUGUUGAAGGGUGAAUUAUGUUCUGAAACACUUUUUAACAACCUGAGAAUCUCCGAAGUUCCUUGGACAUCAGAUAUUCCUCUAAAAGUGGUUGGAAUUGUCCCCUCAAAAGAAGAACGGACCUUUCUUUGGAAAUAUACUUAUUUUUUAUAUGAAUGCAGCUCUAUAUAUAAUUAUGGAAGAAUAGAACUGAACUUGUUUGUCAGUGAAAGAUUGUACAAGGUUUUUGUUGCAAAACCUCCAGAUAAAAAAUAUUACCAGACACUAAGCGUACUUUGGCAAACAGCUUGUGAUAUUCAUCUUCUGCAUAAGGAGCCUUGCUCUUCAUUUUUAACUACUUCAAGGAAAAAGUCCUUGGGAUCAAAUAGUCCGAAUGAACACUUAUAUUUAGUACAACUUACACCACGCAAAGAUUUAUUUACAGACUUUUUGACAACUGAUAAUUCAAAAAUAUUUAUUAUGAUGUUAAAGCAGUGUUUUGGUAAAGCCUCAACUAAGCUACUCAAUAAAUUGAAUUUAUGGACUUAUGAGAAUGCAAAGAAUUUGCUGACAGAGUUGGAGAUUCCAGAAGAUGUUACAGCUGGUGGUUUAUACCCAGAAGCAUACAAAUCUCUCUUUGAACGUAUGGAACAGUCUAAUCGAAUUGAUCGGAGUUUGUUCUGUGACAUUGAUUUAUUGGCAGAUGAUAGCGUAAUUUUUUUAAAAUGAAGACUAAUUUAUAAUGUUUUUUCUAAAUUGAAAUAUUUAGAACUACACACCUUGAAGUCUUACAAAGAAGUUAAUCCCUAUGUGUAUGAAGAUGACAGUUCUAGAAAAUUUAAAUUAUGCAAACAAGGAAGAUGCAGUGGAUCCUAAAUGAUCAAUUCUGAAGUUGCUGUAACUUGGAAACUGCAAAGAUUAAAAAACAAUAACUAUGUACCCCACCAGUUUUGUAUAAAACAGAUAUUUUCCAAAUCAGUAUUUUACCAGGAUAACAGUGAAUGAAAAAAAUGGAAGAAAGAAUGAAGGGGAUAUUUUUGGUUUAAUUUUAAAUACAACUCAUUUAAUCUGUAUUCUGCCUUUACUAUAUCCCACUUUGUGAGGGGACAGACAUAACUUAUACUAUAUAAAAUAAGCAAUUCUCAUUUAACAUGAGAGUUGUUUCUUACUAGUUUAUAGUUUAUACUGGGAAUUUUAAGGAAUUAUCCAUUGGGCAAAGGGCAAGGUGAGAUGGGAAAUGUAUGUGAAGAUAAAAACUGUAGUUCCAGUGUAGGAAACUUGUUGAUAUUCCAUCAGAAAUUAAUUUAUGUUUUCAAAAUAACUGGUGUUUUAAUUUGUAAGUUAUAGAAAUUAAAAUUAGAUCACAUAAACUAUUUUGUUUUAGCAUUGAAUAUUAGGAAACUGCCUAUUCUAGCAAAUUUUAUUUUAGGGUACAUCUAAAUUGCUUGAAAUAUAUAUUGUUCCAUUAUUAUGUGAGCAAUCAUAUUGCAUGACAGAGUAGGAUGAAUUACCUAUGGGACAAGCUAAUCUUGACAAUAUAAUCUCAUUUGUAUACUGUACGGUAUUAUGCUGCUAAGCCACAAAGGAAUACAAGCAGUCCUUUGGGACAGCAAUUGGGAUUGAAAUUUCCAUUGCUAAAUGAUGUAGUCAUAAAGUGAGUGCAAAGAGGGUGUGUGGGCAAGAGAGACUUAUCCCAGUGACAUCCAGGUUUCCCAGGCAGCUUACCCAUUGACUUUCCUGGGAAGCCACCGAGGAAAGCCACAAAUAGUGACACAUGAUCAUAGGGUGCUGCAACUGGCCAUCAGUGUGAACCAAUUGCCAAGCACCCAGAUUGCAAUCAUGUGACUGCUGGAAUGUCCAGAACUUAAGGACUGGUCAUAAACACAAUGCAUUCAGCACUGUUGUAACUUUGAAUGGUCACUGAACAAGUAGGUGUAAGUUGAGGACAACAGUAGUCUUAGCACAGAUUCAAAUAAGUAUUGUCUGAAGCUCAAUUGAUUUAAAGAUAGUGCAAAACUAAGAGCAGACUUUGCACAAAGUUGGAUACAAAUAUCAGAGACCACCUAAAAUAACAAGAUAUAUAAUUUUAUUUUUAUAUCAGGAAAGAAGGAUUGCCUCCGUUUGUUUUCUCAGACAUCCACAGAAUACAACCUUCCUGAAGUUGUAAUGGUAGUUUACUUUAGUUCUGCCCUUUCCACAGCUCCUGGACAGAUCCCAUUCUGUUCAGAAAACGGUUUAACUAGCAAGAGUAGAGCUUAGGGGGCCCUAUGGGAUGCUAGGCUUUCUCCCUCUUUCCACUUUGAGGCUUUGAUUUAAAAAUAGUCAGAAAUAAUUUUCUUUCCUUUUUACUGCAAGUAUGUGCAAUGUGAGAAGGCAGUGCUGGAGGAAGUAACUUUUUGAAUUUCUUUGAGUAGCCUCUUCUUUAGCCCUUCCUCUUUGUGAGGCUACAGCUCCAAACAUUUUCUCUAGCCAAAAUGGGCACUUGACAACUUGUUUGUACUUAACAAUCAUUUUUCAAGACCCCACAAUCACACAAUUACUUUUUGUGACCUUCCCUGCCAGCUUCCUAAAAAAAUCAGUAGGGAAGAUGGCAGGGAAGGUCACAAGUCUUUGGGAUAAGGCCCACCCUUGUGAGCACUCCCCAACCCUCACUAUGCUUCCCUCACACAGACCCUUGCACAUCUUCCCCAACCCAUAUGAUGCCUCUCAAGCACCUUUCCCAAUCAACCCCAACCUUCACAACACUCUCAUGACCUCUUGCUCUGUCACGCAUCCUCAACAAUCCACAGUGCCUCUUGUACACCCUAACCCCCCUUGACCGGCACAGCAUCUUUCUUGCACUCUUCCUGAUCUACCUUCAUGCUCUGCUGUGCCUCUUGCACACCCUUCUUGACCCUCCCCUGAACUGCCAUGCAACUUCCUCCUACCUGGAACCUUUGUGGUGAUUUUCCCAUUUGACUUUGGUAGGGGAAAUUGGGCAGGAAGUUGCCUCAUCUAACAACUGGGAUUUAGUUAAUGAUGGCAACUACAGUGAUUGCCAUUGCUAUGUGAUUCAGUUGUGCUUUAUGACCACAUCAUUUGCUAAAGGAAAUUCUAGUCCCAGUUACUGUUGUAGUGAGUUGAGGACUACCUGUACUUGAUAGAUGCCUGUAACCAACUCCAGGGUAAGCAGCUGCUAGUUGUUCCUCAUAUAAUGCCUCCUUCCUGAUCCUUUACUUCCCUUGCUAUUCCUUGGACACACAUUUGUUUAUCACUAUCCUUUCUAAAAUGUGCCUAAAACUGGAUGCAAUAUUCCAAAUGAGAUCAAAAUCAGUGCAAAAUAGAGAAAAACAAUGAUUUCUCUUCAUAGCUAUGAUUCAUUUGCCUUUUUUUUGCAGUUAUAUGCUGUUGCCUAUAUUCAGCAUCUAAUCUAUCAAAACACUCAAAUCCAUUUUGCAUGUAGUGAUGCCCAGUAUGGUCCCCUGCAAUUCUUAACUAUGCUUUUGAUUUUUCCUACCCAAAUCUAAGACAUGGAAUUUGUCACUGCUGAAAUUUAUCUUGCUGGUUUCUACCUAUUUAUUCCAGUUUAACAAGUUAUUAUCUCCUGAAUAUCUCCUCCAUUGUUCUCUAAGAUGUUUACUUUUCCUUUUACCUUUCUGUCAUAGGCAGAUUGAAUAUACUGUAUUUUCUAACCCUUCAUCUAAGUUAUAUGUUCAGGGGGACAAAGUCUAGAAUGGAGUCCUUGUGCAACCACUUAGUUCUUCUUUCCAACUUAAUGUGAAGCCUUUGAUAAACAUUUGUUGGUUAUGCUUGUUCAACUCAAUAUUCAUCCAAUGAUAUAAUAGUCCAGUUCAUCUUUUGCCAUGCUGUCUUCUAGCAUUUUAUUGGAGACUUUGUUGAAUACAAGUUAAACUGUCCAUUGCCUGCUUCUGGUUAAUUGUCACUGUAUCAAAAAAGACGAUUAGGUUGAUUUGUCAUGAUCAGUGUGUUUCCCCAUAGCAGAAUAAUAUAAACUUUAUUAAAUAAGAAAAUUAAGUUGAGUACAAAGUCCCAGAUUCAAGAUCAUUACAGCUACUGUAAUUCUAGCUUACAAUUAUUUAUGAAUAAGAUCAUACUAUCUGUAGUUUAUUAACGAAUAUUAAUAUUUUGUUUAGAGAUGCUAACAUUUGCUAACUAUAGUCUGUGCUUUUGAGAAAGUAAAGGCUGAAGUAGAUGAAGAUAAAAGUGCAUAAUGGACGGGAUUUCUGAAUUUUCCUGGCUCUGGGAGAAAGUUCUUUUUCUCCUUAAUUCUAAUUGGGUGGAUUUAUUUGUGUGUUUGGGAGAAAACCAAUGUUGCUAUUUCCAGAAAGCAUCAGAGUGAGUCUUGGGGCCAAAAAAUGAGUGGCUUGGGGAGAUAUCCAGACCUCAAGGUUCUUAGGUUUCUUUAGCUCUGAUUUAAAUUAAAGAAAAUGCUGGUAAUUAUUUGAGUCAUUUUGAUAAGUCUAAAACCUAUUGUAAUGCUUCCUAUUUCUUUGACUCUUCUGUAGCUUCCAUAAAACUUCAGCAAUUAAAAUAAAAAUAAUUAAAUUUGGAUUGUUUCAGGACAGAUGCAAAUAAGGCAAAUAUUAACUAAAACAAAAAGGUUAUGCUAUUGCUUAUAAUCCAAACUCUUACAUUUAGUUCCAAUGUUCCAUUACUCCUUAUUUUUAAAUACAACCGCUAUUUUAAUGCUUACUUUCAUGUUUGAACAGAACUCUUUACAGCUCUGAAAUAUCCUUUUUGACACCUUCAUAAUUUGAUUGUUAAUGUUUUCAUUUUUAAUAAAAUAUUUUUAACUUGUUAUUCCUUAUUAA
Molecule: messenger RNA, 5308 nt
Organism: Crotalus tigris (Tiger rattlesnake)
Lineage: Eukaryota; Metazoa; Chordata; Lepidosauria; Squamata; Viperidae
Gene: TFB2M
Product: transcription factor B2, mitochondrial
Exons: 8
Coding region: 36-1226 (396 amino acids)
Biological process (GO): transcription initiation at mitochondrial promoter; rRNA methylation
Cellular component (GO): mitochondrial matrix
Molecular function (GO): mitochondrial transcription factor activity; rRNA (adenine-N6,N6-)-dimethyltransferase activity
Source: RefSeq, a predicted model, not a curated record